AUGCGGUUUACGUCUCUUCUCCUCUUUGCCAGUGCGGCACUCGCCGCCCUGCCCUACAAAGGCGCAGAUUGGUCUUCCCUUCUUAUCGAGGAAGCAGCCGGCAAAAAGUACAAAAACGCGGCUGGUACGGUCCAGCCCUUUGAGACCAUUCUCAAAAACAGCGGCGUAAAUACUGUUCGCCAACGCAUAUGGGUAAACCCCUCAGAUGGGAACUACAACCUCGAUUACAACCUCAAACUUGCCAAACGCGCGAAAGCGGCCGGUUUAGGCAUUUACCUCGACUUCCACUACAGCGACAACUGGGCCGACCCAGGCAAACAAGUCGUACCAGCAGCGUGGAAAUCGCUAAAUCGCGAGGCCCUCAUCAAGCAGGUAUACGACUACACCAAGAACGUGAUCAAUACCUUCUCCACCAACGGCAUCGCCCUCAAUCUCGUUAGCAUCGGCAAUGAAAUCACACCCGGCCUCUUGUUCCCUAUUGGCCAACUCUCUGGCACCGAUGGACCGAAGAACGUUGCCGCGCUACUUAAAUCAGCAUCCAAAGCCAUCAAAGAGUCCUCCAUGAGCCCCAAGCCCAAGAUCAUGAUCCAUCUAGACAAUGGCUGGAACUGGGAGACACAGCAGUGGUGGUACGACCUCGUGCUAGGAUCAGGUGGUGGGCUGUCGGCCGCAGACUAUGAUGUCCAGGGUGUAUCCUACUACCCCUUCUACAACAGCGCUGCCACGCUAUCUGCGCUCAGCACAAGCUUGAACAAUAUGGCGAAAAAGUAUGGCAAGGAGGUCAUGGUUGUUGAGACGAAUUGGCCGAGUUACUGCCCCAACCCAUCAACUGCUUUCCCUGCGGAUGUGAAGAGCAUUCCAAUCAGUGUAGAUGGCCAGACGCAGUGGAUGAAGGAGGUUGCGAAGCGUGUGGCUGCUGUUCCAAACGGUAAGGGUACAGGUCUUUUCUACUGGGAGCCAGCUUGGAUUGAGAACCCGGGGCUGGGUAGCAGUUGUGGGUGGAACCUCAUGGUUGGGGAUGACGGCAAGGUCAUGAGUAGUCUGGCCGUUUUCGGCAGCAUCUGA
Molecule: messenger RNA, 1065 nt
Organism: Alternaria postmessia
Lineage: Eukaryota; Fungi; Ascomycota; Dothideomycetes; Pleosporales; Pleosporaceae
Exons: 1
Coding region: 1-1065 (354 amino acids)
Biological process (GO): pectin catabolic process
Molecular function (GO): glucosidase activity
Source: RefSeq, a predicted model, not a curated record